ACGGAUAGGCGAAAGAACCGUUCACUCUCCGUCUAGCCGCCGCCAUUUGACAAUUGACAUUCAAUCGGUUCCUCGAUUUGUUUUUAUUUUGCCCCUUUUGCUUUAAGUUCUGCGAUUUUAAUAUUCAAAGCGGCAAGCGGCACAGCGGUACAGCGGCGAUUCAGACCCGACGACGGAGUGGAUCCAAAGGCUGUUUAGGUAGUGUGUGGACUCGGCACAACCGCAAGCACAAGCUCAAGCACAACCACAACCACGGACGGACAGCGACGCCGGCAGCGUCAGCGAAAACUGGGCAGCACCACUGCAGUUUGGAAAAGUCGAAAACCGAAGACUCAGAAGCUAUAUAGCCGGCAGAGGCUACAGUAGGAGCCGGAUCAUCCCGUAAUCAGUAAUCAGCCAGUACCUGGAGGCACAUUCUCAUCCCCACACACAGCCACAGUGACAGGCAGCAGUCGACAUGGACAGCGAGCUACUAAACAUCCUCAGCGUGAUCUCCAUCAGCGUCGUGGGCUUCCAGGUGGUCCGCAAGGUCCUGCCCUGGAUCUACGCCAAUGUGGUGGGGCCCAAGGUGUUCGGUUCCUCGGUGAACCUGGCCAAGAUGGGCGAGUGGGCAGUUGUCACCGGGUCCACCGACGGCAUCGGCAAGGCCUACGCGAAGGAGCUGGCCCGCCGAGGACUGAAGCUGGUGCUGAUCAGCCGAUCGCUGGAGAAGCUCAAUGCCGUGGCCAAGGAGAUCGGGGACAAGUACGGAGUGGAGGUGCGAGUGAUCGACGUGGACUUCACCGGCGGCGCCGAGAUCUAUGACAAGAUUCAGGAGAAAACCGCCGGGCUGGACAUCGGCGUCCUGGUCAACAACGUGGGCAUCAGCUACAGCCAUCCGGAGUACUUCUUGGACUGCUACAAGGCCGAUCCGCAGUUCCUGCGCAACAUUGUGGCCGCCAAUAUCCACUCGGUGACCCACAUGAGCGCCCUGUUCCUGCCGGGCAUGAUUGCCAAGCGCAAGGGCGUGAUCAUCAACCUCUCGUCCACCGCCGGAGUCAUUCCCAAUCCCCUGCUGAGCGUGUACAGCUCCACGAAGGCUUUUGUGAACAAGUUCAGCGAUGACCUGCAGACGGAGUACAAGGAACACGGCAUCCUGAUCCAGAGCGUGCAGCCCGGCUUCGUGGCCACCAACAUGUCGAAGAUCCGCAAGGCCAGCGUGUUUGCUCCCUCGCCGGAAACCUAUGUGCGUUCCGCUCUCUCCACCCUGGGCAUUGCCACCCAGACGGCGGGCUACCUGCCCCACGCCCUGCUCCAGCUGAUCAUUCACUUCACGGAGGCGGUCUUCGGCGACCAGUUCGCCCGCAACCUCGUUCUGAAGAACAUCCUGGGCACCCGGAAGCGCGCCCUGCGCCGCCUGGCCAAGGAGCAGUAGGCCCCGCAUCAUUCCCAGCAGAAUGGCAUUUAGUUUCGAGGCGGGAGUCGGGUUGUGGACGAGGGGGAAUCUGGCUAGUCAUAGUUUAUGAUUACGAACGUGUCAUAUGAGCGAACAAGAGCCGAGAGCUUGAAAUACCAAAAACUUUCCCAAUAAACUAAGUCUAGUUAGUGUCAGCGAAAAUUGGAAUUUGUCGGACUUUUGCCGCGGCUGACAGACAAUUGAAUAAAGUGUGCAAACACGUGGAUAUAGGCACAACGCAUAUAUAUCCGGAUAUUUGUUUGUGGAAA
Drosophila ananassae is the source of this 1704-nucleotide messenger RNA. It is a transcript of the gene spidey, whose product is annotated as very-long-chain 3-oxoacyl-CoA reductase. Bases 458 to 1414 code for a protein of 318 amino acids. The transcript is spliced from 5 exons. The record is from RefSeq and is a predicted model, not a curated record. NCBI's taxonomy places the organism in Eukaryota, Metazoa, Arthropoda, Insecta, Diptera, Drosophilidae. Gene Ontology annotation, molecular function: oxidoreductase activity. Gene Ontology annotation, cellular component: endoplasmic reticulum.